This is a messenger RNA of Hypanus sabinus (Atlantic stingray), 1862 nucleotides long. RefSeq names its product ethanolamine kinase 1-like. The transcript is spliced from 9 exons. Gene Ontology annotation, cellular component: cytoplasm. Gene Ontology annotation, molecular function: ethanolamine kinase activity. The record is from RefSeq and is a predicted model, not a curated record. The coding region runs from base 176 to 1189 and encodes 337 amino acids. Gene Ontology annotation, biological process: phosphatidylethanolamine biosynthetic process. NCBI's taxonomy places the organism in Eukaryota, Metazoa, Chordata, Chondrichthyes, Myliobatiformes, Dasyatidae.
GACAGUUAGAAUGAGAAGAGGGCAUGUCCUGGGAGGCACCGCUCCGUGAUGAUACUAUGAAGAUUUUGGCUCUGUUCCUGCAGUGAUUGAAGCAUAUUAUGCAGCUCAUACCUGGAUUUCUGCCUGUGCCAUGCAGUAUUGAGGAUAAAAAUAUGAUGAAUUUGCAGAUAAAUACAUGUCUGAAGAAUUGGUGCAGGGGACAGAGUUUCAGAUUUCUGGAUCAUUGGUAUCUCUUCUAGGGAAGGUUUUCACCAGUGGAAUCACAAAUAAACUUGUCGGCUGUCAUGUGAACCAAGAUAUGGAAGAAGUUGUUCUAGUAAGAAUAUAUGGCAACAUGACAGAAUGUUUCAUAGACCGUGAGAAUGAAGUGAAAAGCUUUCAGAUUCUUCAUGCUCACCACCGUGCUCCAGAACUUUACUGUACUUUUCAAAAUGGAAUAUGCUAUGAAUUCAUCAAAGGAACAGUCUUGGACAUGUGGCUGCUUAGGAACCCUUCCAUUUCCAGACUUAUAGCAAAAGAAAUGGCUCAUUUUCAUUCUGUCCAACCUGAUGGUGGUCAUUCUUCUGAACCUGUCCUCUGGAAGAGUCUUUCCAUGUACCUGACAUUACUUAAGUCAAGUCAUUCUGAGCAGGCAGCAGGUGUUAGUUCCAUGGACAACAUGAAUGAUAUGCCAAGUUUUGACGUCCUUGUCAGUGAAAUUGAACUACUCAAAGAACACCUUUCCCAGAUUAAAUCCCCAGUGGUCCUAUGCCAUAAUGAUCUACUGUGUAACAAUAUCAUCUACGUUGAAGCAAAAGGGGAUGUAAAGUUCAUUGAUUAUGAAUACGCUGGGUACAACUACCAGGCCUAUGAUAUUGGAAACCACUUUAAUGAAUUUGCAGGAGUCAGUGAAUUGGACUUCAGCAUGUACCCACCUCAGGAAAUGCAAGUGGAAUGGCUGCAGUCCUACCUGGAGGUAUAUAAAGAGAACACUGGCAGUGAACCAAAGGUGACUGAACAGGAAGUACAGAAACUCUAUGUAGAAGUGAACAAAUUUUCAUUGGUUUCACACUUUUUCUGGGGCCUCUGGGCACUUCUCCAGUCCAGAUACUCUACCAUUGACUUUGAUUUCCUGAGGUACGCAAGAGAACGUUUCAAGCAGUAUUUUAAGAAGAAGGAUGAAUUCUUGGCCUUGCAAUUUUCCUAUUGAAGCUAAAAAGAUCUGCAAUCUCAUUAACUGCUGGGGAAAAGAUGGAAUAAAGUGGAAAUAGUUGAAGCUCCUAAAUGAGAAAGUACCAAAAGUUCACUGUACCUGGAAUCAUAAAAUAACACAGAAGUGGAUCAAAUAUUUUGUAAGCUGAAUGGUGAAGUCCCUUUAAAAUAAUUAAUUAUAGUAAAGGCAACAUUAGCUACUGGAAAUGAAUGCAUAGAAGUUGCUGCAGAUGAGUGUAUUGGUUGUAUUUCUAUUUUAUGUACUGUUACUAUGCAAUUUACAUUCAGGCAUGGCUUACUGUUAUCUUCAAUCAAAUAUUUGUAUCUAAUUGACAAUUUUAUAUACUUAUUGGACUAUUCUUUACUGUCACAUAUUUGCCAUUAGGUUGUAAGGAGAAAUGAGAUCAAAAGAUUUCCAUCUUUUCUUUCAAUAAUAGAGUGUAACCAUAGAUUGUAUACCGAUUUUACAAAUGUAAAAAUUACCUCAGUUUCUGAAGAAACAUUUAAAAAUGAUUAAAUUCUGGAAAGCUUAAUGGAAAAUUGGAAAUACAUAACUAUUUCAUCACUUUAUGCGAAAGGAAAAGGUGGUUAUUUCUGUGAAGAACUCUUCAUCAGAUUUUCUAACAAAUCGAAUGCAAUAAAGGUCAUUUAAUCUUUGAGAAUCUGAUUAA